CAAAACCCAACCUACAAACUGAGUUUUUGGCGUCCCUGCCGCCCGAGCAGGCGCCUGGUGGUCUGGGCCGGGAGCAGCUUUCCCACGGGCUGUCCCCGUUGCAGGAGGAGCUGCGGCCUCGGCUGUGCCACAUGAAGAAGGGCCCCAAUGGCUACGGCUUCAACCUGCACAGCGAGAAGUCCCGGCCGGGGCAGUUCAUCCGCUCGGUGGACCCCGACUCACCGGCCUCCAGAGCAGGGCUGAGGCCCCAGGACAGGCUCGUGGAG
Merops nubicus (carmine bee-eater) is the source of this 266-nucleotide messenger RNA. RefSeq names its product Na(+)/H(+) exchange regulatory cofactor NHE-RF1-like. Gene Ontology annotation, biological process: protein localization to plasma membrane. The transcript has a single exon. The annotation marks the transcript as partial. Gene Ontology annotation, molecular function: signaling receptor binding; protein-membrane adaptor activity. Gene Ontology annotation, cellular component: apical plasma membrane. Lineage: Eukaryota; Metazoa; Chordata; Aves; Coraciiformes; Meropidae. The record is from RefSeq and is a predicted model, not a curated record.